Molecule: messenger RNA, 1832 nt
Organism: Corythoichthys intestinalis (scribbled pipefish)
Lineage: Eukaryota; Metazoa; Chordata; Actinopteri; Syngnathiformes; Syngnathidae
Gene: vrk2
Product: VRK serine/threonine kinase 2
Exons: 15
Coding region: 254-1708 (484 amino acids)
Biological process (GO): peptidyl-serine phosphorylation; signal transduction
Cellular component (GO): nucleus; cytoplasm
Molecular function (GO): protein serine/threonine kinase activity; ATP binding
Source: RefSeq, a predicted model, not a curated record
CCUUGUGAUUGGCUGUUACUCGAGCAGGAGGGAAAACUUUCAGGAAGUGAUCGGGUUCCAUUUUCAACCGGCUCAUAGUUUGUUGCUCACAAAAGUUUCGACAAUACAUCCGCAUUUGAUUACCGAGGACAGCACAUUAUCAUAAUCCUACAUAGGAACACGCUGAUAAUUGCCUUUGGUGGUCGUUUAAACACUUGGGCUUGGUAUUUCACUGAAAAACAAUGAUGCUGGAAGAUUAUGUUGAUAAAUUUCAAUGUCAGCACCGAAAAAGAGAGGGCUACCCAAACCGCUCCCAGAUGGCUUCAUACUGACUGAUAAUGUGAAGAAGAAAUGGAGGCUGGGGAAAGUCGUGGGUCAAGGUGGCUUUGGACUGAUCUACUAUGCAUCCCAAGACAUUGGCAGCGCCGUCUCAGCAGAUACUGACUUUGUUGUAAAAGUGGAAUAUCAUGAGAAUGGCCCUCUGUUCUGUGAGCUCAGCUUCUACAAGAGGGCAGGCAGACCAGAAAUGAUGCAAAAAUGGAUGCAAAGUAAAAGACUUGACCACCUCGGCAUCCCAAAAUACUGGGCAUCAGGGCAAGCAGAGUAUAAUGGCAUCAAGUAUCGUUUUAUGGUAAUGGAGCGACUCGGCACGGACCUUCAGAAAAUCAGCGAACGUAAUGGCGGUCGCUUUAAGAAGGCUACGGUGCUCCGAGUUGGUCAAGUUCUGGUAGACAUACUGGAAUAUAUCCACGAGAAUGAAUUUGUGCAUGCAGACAUCAAAGCUUCCAACCUUAUGCUGGGUCAUAGAAACCCUCAAGAGCUCUACCUAGCCGACUAUGGACUGGCUAAUCGGUACUGCAAUGAUGGAGUCCAAAAACAGUAUCAUGAAAAUCAUCGGAAAGGUCACGAUGGCACCAUUGAAUACACCAGUCUAGAUGCUCACAGAGGUGUUACUGGAUCCAGGCGUGGCGAUAUCCAGAUUCUUGGUUUUUGUCUUCUUCACUGGUUAUGUGGGUCUCUUCCCUGGGACGGUGAUCUGAAGAAUGCAGUAAAGGUCAUGGAAGCUAAGGAUAGACUGAUGGAUAGUCUGCCAGAGUCUGUCCAGCAGCUGUCAGUGAAUGGAGCCAGCACAGCUGAGGUUGCUUCCCUGCUCCUGUAUGUGAAGUCUCUGAACUUCCAUGACAAGCCUGACUACCAGCGUUUAAGGCAAAUAUUGUCUACUGGGACAAAGGAAAAACUGGAUUUCUCUGUACCACGUGGAGUCGGGGAGAAGAAGUCAGCGUCUAAGGCGCUUGAGCCCCCCAACAGGGGCAAGGCAAGAUGCAGCAGCACCAAGCACCAGCCAGCCAUGAGCUCAAUAGAGGUGCAGAAUGGCCAGAGAAAAGCAAAAGGUCAAGGUGUCUCCAAAGCCAAGCCUGUAGCCAUUGGAGAGGAGGAUGACGACGAGGAGGAUGACGACGAGGAGGAUGAGGGAGGGAGAGAGAAGAAACUAAAACAAGCAAGUUGCAACAGAAGACGGCAAAACGUUCCACAGAAGAGCGAUCGAGUCACAAGAUCACUGAGGUCGAGGGCUGGGACUCUGAAGUCUUACAAGGAAGAUGACAGCACGAAUGAUGAUGACGACGAAGAAGAGGAGGAGAAAGAAGAGGAUGUCAGAAGCAACCCCAUUGAUCCGCGUUACAUAAGAGGCCCCCCAAAAGGAAAGAGAGGGCGUCCUAAAAUGGUGUGAGAACGAGAACUCCGUGCCGAUUGCUUGCUAGAAUUUCUACACCAAAAUAAAAAAUUAAGUUAGAAAUAUUUUCUUUUUAUUUGAAUGUUUCAGCAAAUACUUCAAUAAAAACUUUCAAAUCUCA